Molecule: messenger RNA, 3858 nt
Organism: Danio rerio (zebrafish)
Lineage: Eukaryota; Metazoa; Chordata; Actinopteri; Cypriniformes; Danionidae
Source: RefSeq, a predicted model, not a curated record
GCAACCUUCUUGCUGUGAAGCGACAGCGCUACCCACUUUGCCACCGCAUCACCCCUAAAAGAUCGUUCAGACUCAGAUCAUUAAUAAAACAGAAAUAAUAAAUGAUUUCUAGUGCCGCCAGGAACCCAUUGAUCCUGGUGUGACCCGGUGGUUGAGGACCACUGGCAUAAUACAUUUGUGAAUAAAGCAGGGUUUGCAUCCAAUGAGUCAAGCAGAACUAAAUUGUCACGUCAUGAUAAACUAGCAGCAAAUAUCAGACAGAAAAAUGUAGUUUUGUGCGGUGGGAGGAGCCAAUGUGGGCUGUUUUUCUUCUAUAAUUAAUUGCGGAUCAGAAGAUGAAACACAAUGAAUGCAAUGUGGUGGCUUUUGGGAGCGUGAGAUGCUCAAGCAGUUCUUGAGGUAAUACUAAAAUAAUAAUAAUAAUACUGAACCACUGUGAUGACAGACUUUGGCUGAGGCAUUUUAGAAAGUCCAAAGCAACAUUUCAGAUGUUUUACAAUGUGGUUUGUCCAUUAAUGCAUCCAAUCACACACAUUUUAAUCAUCUCAUUGUUGGGGAACGUACAGUAUUAAUCCAAAAAUCACCGAUGUGUCAGAUGAAGAAGAACCAGAGUCAAAGUUUACUGAAGAUAGCUUGCAGUUUCAUCAGUAGAAGCCAGCUUCAACACUCAGUUCAUAGCCUCCUGUGCUUACAAUCUCAAAACAACAGCAAUUAUACUCUCACAGAACAUUAUAACGGCAAUAAGGGCCAAGUGGGAAGAGUUUUGCUGCAGACAAGCGGAAAGUUUGUGUGUAAAACUCUUAAGCAGGUUACGGAUGAAGAAACAUCGUCUAAAACUUUGACAGCAGCUUCAUUGUGGGAUUUAGAUCAGCCUAAAGAUGGAGUUCCUCACCAAACAACAUGAUCUGAAGCUUUUAUUAUUAGAGACAUUUGAUUAGUCAUUUUGCUUCAAUUUAUAUAAUUAUGCAAAUUAUCAAAAUGCAAAGCUUAUGUUUUAUAUCAUGUUGAAUUAUGCAUAUUAAUCACCUGUAAUUGUUCAUGUUUAUUCAUUAGAGGUUUUUCAACAUGAGGCUACAGUUUUAAGAUAAAAACUAAUAUUUAUUAAACUUAAUCCUUAUGAUUUUUGAAACUGGAUACCAACAGUGAUAUAUUAUUUCAUUAUUAUGACCUAGCAUACAUGUUUAAAUGUUACUUUUUAUUAGCCAUCUUUCAAUAUUUUGUUAAAACUGUUUAUUUCCUAAAAUUUAGUAGUUACUUCAGGAAAAGAUCAUUUAAUUUUACACUGUCAUGUCUGUCAGAUGAAUGAUCACAAAUGUUUCAAAUUUAGCUACUUUUAAAGUGCCAAAUAAACAGUAUUUUACCUCACGAUUAAGGUUUUUGUCCUCAUUAUCAAAUGUUUUGGCUUCUCAACAGUUGAUUUGGCGCGUUUGUUUACGUUCCUCCGUUGCUUCCUCGCCGUGAUGACGUCAACACUGACGCGGUCAUUCAGCGUCGAGUCUUCAGAGCUGAGCUCGUCCUCCUUCAGUUCAGCUGUAAAUACUGGAAUAUUCCCAUCAGUCUACAAGUGAAGACGAACAUCAGACCAUCAGGAAGAAGAGAAAUCUGCAAAGACAAAGAUGAGUGAUCCAGAACCCUGCAAAAUUAAACAGGAAGAGACUGAACAAUUAAUAGAUGUGAUGGUAAAGGAGGAGAGUGAAGAACUGAGUGAAGAUGAGGAGAAACAUCAUGUCAAGAGUGAAGAAGAAACUCAAUCAGAGACUGAACAUAGUAUGUUAGCGGAAAGAACAGCAGUUACAGGUUUGACCUGCACUCAGUGUGGAAAGAGUUUCAAGAGUAAAAAAUCUCUGAAUAAUCACAUGAGGAUCCACACUGAAAAGAAAUCCAGUAAUUCAGGAAACCUGAAAACACACGAAAGGUCUCACACUGUAGAGAAACCUUACAAGUGUUCAAUCUGCGGCAAGAGUUUCAGUCGUUCAGGACGCUUUAAAAUACACGAGAGGACUCACACUGGAGAGAAACCGUACAAGUGUUCACACUGUGAGAAGAGAUUCAGUAAUCCAGGAAACCUGAAAUUACACGAGAAUAUUCACUCUGCAGAGAAACCGUACACGUGUUCACACUGCGGCAAGAGUUUCAGCCGUUCAGGACGCUUUAAAAUACACAAGAUGAUCCACACUGGAGAGAAACCGUACAAGUGUUCACACUGCGAGAAGAGAUUCAGUAAUCCAGGAAACCUGAAAUUGCACGAGAAUAUUCACUCUGCAGAGAAACCGUAUCGCUGCACUGAAUGUGGGAAGAGUUCACGACAUUUAUCUUCUCUACGAAGACACACAAAAAAAUUUCACAGCCCAAUGGUGAAGAAGGAGGAAAGUGUCACUUGUCAAUAUCUGUGCUCUUUGUGCGGAAAGAUUUUUACGCAACAAUCCAGUUUAAACACACAUCAGCGGACGCACACUGGAGAGAGACCGUACACAUGUACUCACUGUGGGAAGAGUUUCACACAAUCAGCAAACCUUCACAGGCACCUGAGAAUCCACACUGGAGAGAGACCACACAAAUGUAAUAAGUGCGGCAAAUCAUUUUUGAGUUCUUCAGGUCUGAUAAGACAUCUUGGAGUUCAUACAUAUGGGAAGCCUUAUUCGUGUUACAUGAAGGAUCACUCUACAAGUGAAGACGAGCAUCAGACCAUCAGGAAGAAGAGAAAUCUGCAAAGACAGAGUUUAUUGAAGGACAGUGAGAAGAUGAGUGAUCCAGAACCCUGCAGAAUUAAACAGGAAGAGACUGAAAAACUAAUAGAUGUGAAGGAGGAGAGUGAAGAACUGAGUGAAGAUGAGGAGAAACAUCAGGUCAAAAGUGAAGAAGAAACUCAAUCAGAGACUGAACAAAGUAUUUUAGUUGAAAGUACAGCAGUUAAAGGUUUGACCUGCACUCAGUGUGGAAAGAGUUUCAGGGACAAACACAUUCUCAAGCAUCACAUGAGGAUCCACACUGGAGAGAGACCUUACAAGUGUUCACACUGCGACAAGAGAUUCCGACAUUCAGGACACAUGAAAACACACCAGAGGACUCACACUGGAGAGAAACCGUACACGUGUUCACACUGCGGCAAGAGUUUCAGUCAUUCAGGACGCUUUAAAAUACACAAGACGAUCCACACUGGAGAGAAACCGUACAAGUGUUCAUACUGUGAGAAGAGAUUCAAUAACUCAGGACACCUGAAAACACACGAGAAGAUUCACACUGGAGAGAAACCGUAUUGCUGCAGUGAUUGUGGGACGAGCUUCUCACAAUCAUCUUCUCUACGAAGACACACACAAAACUUUCACAACCCGAUGGUGAAGCUGGAGGAAAGUGUCAAUAGUCAACAUUCAUGCUCUGAGUGUGGAAAGAGUUUUACUCAACAGUCCAGUUUAAACAGACAUCGGCGGACGCACACUGGAGAGAGACCGUACACAUGUGCUCAUUGUGGGAAGAGUUUCACAGAAACGGCAAACCUUAACAGGCACCUGAGAAUCCACACUGGAGAGAGACCACACACAUGUGAUCAAUGCGGCAAAUCAUUUUUGAGUUCUUCAGGUUUGAAGAGACAUCUUGGAGUUCACACAAAUGGGAAGCCUUAUUCGUAUUAGUGUGGAAAGAGUUUUAUUAAACCCGGAAGCUUGAAGGAAACUGGGAAACUGUACAAGUGUUACCACUGGAGAUUUUGUUGGUCAGUAAGCCUGAAAAAACAGGAGAGGAUUCACACUGGAAAGAAAUUGUACACACUUUUUUAUUUUUUUUAUGAUUAUUUUUUUCUCAACUUUGUUUUUAUUGAUUUUAAUUAUAAUACAAAACUCAACAAACAGUACAGAAUGUUAA